This is a messenger RNA of Fraxinus pennsylvanica, 1728 nucleotides long. Lineage: Eukaryota; Viridiplantae; Streptophyta; Magnoliopsida; Lamiales; Oleaceae. The record is from the annotation of a GenBank genome assembly.
AUGGCUGAAGAGACCAAAAAAUCUGUUACUGAGGCCUCUUGUGCAAAUGAAGAGAUUGUGAAAUCUGAUGUUCCGGCGGUUGUAGAGAAAGAAGAGGCGCCGGAACCAGUUCCGGAGGCGGAGAAGGUUGAGAAACCGCUGGAAGAAGUGGUGGAAGGUGAGAACGAUGAAGCUGUUGAUGAAAACAAGAUAACUGAAUCUGUUUCAUUCAAGGAGGAAAGCAAUAAGGUUGAUGAACUUAUUGAUCCACAAAAGAAGGCCUUGGAUGAGUUCAAGAAGUUGAUUCAUGAGGCGCUUAUCAAGCAUGAAUUCACCGCCCCAUCACCUCCGCCACCAGUCCCGCCCAAGGAGGAGGAGGAGAAGCCGGAAGGGAAAAAGGAUGAAGAAUCCAAACCUGAAGAGAAGAAAGAUGAAGAGCCAAAACCAGAAGCUUGUGAGGCUCCUGUUGAAACUCCACCACCACCAGCCGUAGAGCCGGUCGAGACAAAGCAUGAAGAGAAACCAUCAGAAUCAGUGGUUGUUGUGGAGAAAGUUGAAGCAGCUUUCGAAGAAAACAAAGAAACAAUAGUUCAUGAGGUUACCGCAGUGGCCCCACCACAGCCACCAGCCGAGGAGUGCCUUCCAGCGCCCACGGAGGAAGAUAAGCCAAAAGAGAAGACACUGGCAGAGGAAACCACACCACCACCACAACCGGAGGAGGUUGAACUCUGGGGAUAUCAACUCUUGGCCGAUGAAAAGAGCGAUGUAAUUCUCCUCAAGUUCUUAAGAGCUAGAGAUUUCAAGGUAAAAGAAGCCUUGGCCAUGCUCAAAAGUGUUGUAGCCUGGAGAAAGGAAUUCAAAAUCGAUGAAUUACUAGAAGAGGACGGAAUUGGUGAGGGUCUCGAAAGGGUAGCCUACAUUCAUGGAGUAGAUAAAGAAGGACACCCUGUUUGUUACAAUGCUUUUGGAGAGUUCCAAGACAAGGAAUUGUACAACAAAACCUUGUCUGAUGCCGAAAAACGAUCAAGCUUUUUGAGAUGGUAUAUUCAGUUUCUCGAAAAGAAUAUUAGGAAACUUGAUUUCAGUCCUGAUGGUACUUGCACUAUUGUUCAAAUCACCGAUCUCAAGAGUUCACCUGGACUCUUCUUAUUCAAGACGGAACUUCGUCAAGCCACCAAUCAGGCCCUUCAAUUGCUCCAGGACAAUUAUCCCGAAUUCGUAGCCAAACAGGUGUUCAUCAAUGUUCCUUGGUGGUACGUAGCCUACAAUAGGAUGAUCAGUCCAUUCUUGACCCAAAGAACCAAGAGCAAGUUUGCGUUUGCAAGCCCAGCCAAGGCUGCUGAGACUCUUUUCAAAUACAUUGCGCCCGAGCAAGUACCAGUUCAAUACGGUGGCCUUAGUAAGGAGGGUGAAACAGAAUUCACAACUGCUGAUCCUGCGACUGAGGAAACUAUUAAGCCGACUUCUAAGCACGUCAUUGAAUGGUCAAUCACCGAGGCUUGCACAUUGGAUUGGGAAGUGAGAGUACUAGGAUGGGAUGUCUCCUAUGGAGCCGAGUUUAUUCCCAACACGGAGGAUGGAUACACUAAGAUUGUACAAAAGUCAAGGAAGAUUGGACCAUCUGAUGAACAAGUAAUUAGCUGCAGCUUCAAAAUUGGCGAAGCCGGGAAGGUCGUGCUCGCAUUUGAUAACCAAACAUCUAAAAAGAAGAAGCUUCUUUACAGGUCCAAGACCAAGCACUCUGAUUGA